This is a messenger RNA of Thrips palmi, 2052 nucleotides long. RefSeq lists its product as uncharacterized. NCBI's taxonomy places the organism in Eukaryota, Metazoa, Arthropoda, Insecta, Thysanoptera, Thripidae. The record is from RefSeq and is a predicted model, not a curated record. The coding region runs from base 42 to 650 and encodes 202 amino acids. The transcript is spliced from 2 exons.
CCAACUCGGUGACACUCAGGUCGUAGCCACUCAGUGAGACGAUGAACCUGGUCCUACUCGGUUGCAUUCUUGCGGCGCUGGGGGUUCCGGGGACACCUGCCCCACUGGCCACGGUCACGGCAGUUUUGGACGCAUCAAAUGACGCCCUGGACUUUCGGUCUUCGGAGCCCGUUGGCGCGGAAGGUGAUAUCGACCCUGCAACGCUCUCAAGUGGAAGAACUGUCUUGGAAACGGGACUGACGCAGCGCGUUCGCCAGGAAGCAGUGGUUCGAGAGCAAGCCGCAGAGUCACUCGGGACGUCCUCAGCGCGCCCGCAGACUCCACGAGCACCGACGAAGCUGAAGAGGUCGACUUCCGGACCAUGGGCGCCAGCAUCCUCGCGCCCUGUCACGUGGGCCCCAAGAACGUCGCGCCCCUUCACGUGGGCGCCACGGAGGUCGACGCCGGGGUCCUGGGUGCCGGGAGGCUCUGGUGGCUCAGGGGGCUGGGACUCGUGGGAUGGGGACUGGGGUUGGGAUUCGGACUGGGAUUGGGAUUGGGUCACUGGAAGUUAUCGCCCGUUCGACGCAACCACUGUUCUUAUCAUAAUGGGUCUUCUAAUUUUUGUCGUAGCGUUUUUCAUGGUGUGCAGGUUAGCCAUAGGGUCGUGAUAAAGAGGCAAAUUAUGUAUUUUCAUUAUCCAUAGCUAUUGUCGUUAUCAUGUAAGGUAUGCACAAUGUGUAGACAUCAAUUGGGGACAAGUACUUCCUACAGUGCUGAAGUAUUUUUGAAAUUGUACUUAAUUUAUGCACAAAUUUGUACAGACCUUGCACGUAUAUGGCAAUAGCUGUGCACAAGAAGUCCAUAGGCAUUCAGUGUCGCCGCAGUAAGUUGCGUCACUUCGGCAAAGCCGGGGGUUUACACCAAUGGAAUGAACCGUGUUCGGACCGUAAUAAAGGCAUUCAAUUACUACCAACACGUAAAUUAUUUACGUGUGAGCAUAUCGCGAUGGAUUCGCAAUGGAUUCUCCUCGGCUCAGUGAAAAGAGCACAGCAUGUUGAAAUCACAUUGCUGAUUUGGAGUUGAAGUAAUACACAACGAACUCCGUUUUUCACCGAGUCAUGUUCGUUAGAAUGUGAAUUUUGUCACUCUCGUUUGAAUUCGAUGUCACAUUUACUUGAGCGUUACACGGCCUUCUAAUUAGGGUGUCACAUUCCUUGGAUUGUGGAUCAAUAUUCAAACAAAUGUGAAAUCUCAUUAAAAUGACCGCGACAAAUUUCACAUUCUAACGAAUAUUACGUCACAUUCGCAAAAUAACAGGUUGUGACGGUUCAUAAAUGUUGCAUUUUGAUGGAAAGGAUGUGACAAUUUCUCCUGCUGCGUUCGAUGGCUCUCUUUAAAUACAUAGAACUUAAGUCAGGAGUAGAUACUCAAAUACAAAGUAAGGGAAGCUGGGUCCAACCAGAUUCUUAGUCAAUAUUGGUGGUGUUCUCAAGCAGUGCCACACUAACCAAUUUGUCAAGUCUCCUCAACCUGUUUUAUGUGAUAUUUUAAUAUUGUAUUGUAUUUUAUCGUGCAGUAUUUUAUGUAUAAUUUAUUAUAGUCUACUAGUAGGCGCUAGGUUAAUACAAGUAUAUUUCAAGUUGUAUUUUUAAACAAAUGUAAAGUUUUAUGUUUUAUAAUACCUAUGUAGCUUUUUGUUAUUGUGUGAGGUGGAUAUGGUGUCCGCUGGCAGACAGCGCCCUCUAGACUUGUUGGCUAUGUGACCCGAACCCCUGGCCGGAAUGUGGCUUCGAGGUUAAGGGCUGUACACCCUCGGACUCGAGCGAGAGGGAAGAGAGCUCCAGUGAGGAUACGGGCGAAGUUACCCCUGCUGAAACUGUGAAGACUCCAGCAAUCGUCCAAGCAGCGCAUGAUUCAAGCUUCUUUUCUUUAUGUUAAUAUUUACCACCAGAGGCCAUUUCAGUGUUUCUGGAAUGUUUGCUCCUUGUUUUAUUAAACUGAUUCGUUUUUCUUCGGAAGCUGUAAUGGUUCCUUAAUCUUCGUGUGAAUAAAUCUUCUCAUAUUUGACAA